Molecule: messenger RNA, 846 nt
Organism: Rhinocladiella mackenziei CBS 650.93
Lineage: Eukaryota; Fungi; Ascomycota; Eurotiomycetes; Chaetothyriales; Herpotrichiellaceae
Exons: 3
Coding region: 1-846 (281 amino acids)
Molecular function (GO): oxidoreductase activity
Source: RefSeq, a predicted model, not a curated record
AUGCCUCGCAUCUUCCUAAUAACUGGCACCUCGACGGGGUUCGGGAGGUUCUACGUACAAGAAGCCCUGGACCGAGGUGACAUCGUGGUCGCUACGGCACGAGACCCAUCCCAACUCAGCUUCAACGGCACCACCGACUCGAACUACCUCGCAUUGCGCCUGGACGUGACGGACAAAGAAAGCAUCAAGACCGCCUUCGACGCGGCAUUGGCGAAAUUCUCCCGCGUCGACGUUGUGGUCAACAACGCCGGAUACGGUCUCGCGGGGGCUUUUGAAGAGUACACGGACGAGCAGAUCCGAAAACAAUUUGACGUGAAUUUUUUCGGCUUGCUCGACGUGACACGCACGGCGCUCGCGGUUAUGCGAGACCGUCAGAGUCCGCCGGGCGGAUUGAUUCAGCAGAUCACGAGUAUUGGUGGGCAGAGAGGCGUACCAUUGUUCAGUGCUUAUUGUGCCAGUAAGUGGGCGGUCGAAGGGUUUACUGAGGCACUGAGCCAUGAGGUCAAGCCUGAGUGGGGGAUUAAAUUCACUUUGAUCGAGCCUGGUGGGUUUAGAACAGACUGGGCAGGCCGAAGCAUGGCCUUCGCUGACCGCCAUCCGGCGUACGACCACUUGAACGCCGUGGCAAGAAUGUCCGCCCGACAUGGCCACCAGGCGGGCGACCCCGUCAAGGGUGCUGAAGCCAUGUACAAGUUGGCCAUAAUGGCCAACCCACCGUUGCGCGUGGUCAUCGGCACCGACGCAUACGCUGCCGUCAUGAACAAGGUCGAGCAAUACGAGCAGAAUUACAAGAAGUAUGAGUUGUUAAGUAACUCGACAGAUGUGGAUGGAUAUGAGGCCGAGUAA